AUGGAUGAAAAUCAGCGAAAUGCUCAACUAGAAAAUGAAAUUAAUAAAUAUGAUUUACACUCAAAAAUCGAUCUAUCUUUUCAUCAACUUACCGAUUAUGAUAUGAAUAUUGUAAUUAAACAAGCAAUCAUUGACAAACAAUGUAAAACACUCUUAUUAAAUGAUAAUUUAAUUAGUUCCGAAGGUGCUACAAUUCUUGCUAAUGCAUUAAAUAACAAUAAAACAUUGAAGGAAUUAAAUCUUUGGAAUAAUAAAAUAUCUGAUGAUGGUGUGUCGGCUUUAGCUCGAGUAUUAUCAAACAACAAUGAAACUCUUCGAAGUCUUGCUUUAGGACAAAAUCAAAUUUCCGAUGUUGGUAUGCAACAUUUAGCUGAAAUGCUUAAAACAAAUCAGACAAUAUCUCGUCUUUGGUUAUUUUCUAAUGAAAUAACUGAUAAUGGAGUGAAAAUAUUAGCUGAUGUACUUGUUCAUAAUAAUCAAAAUUUACAAUGGCUUGAUCUACGUUUAAAUAAAUUAAUGACUGAUUUAUGUUUUGAUUCUAUUCAUAAUAUACUCAAAUAUAAUCGAACAUUGAAAAAAUUUUGGAUGGAAUAUUGUAAUCUUUCAUGGCAAAUUAAAGCAAAAAUUCGAGAAAUUGCUCAAAAUAAAGAAGAUUUCAAUUUUGGAGCCUAA
This is a messenger RNA of Adineta steineri, 672 nucleotides long. The record is from the annotation of a GenBank genome assembly. NCBI's taxonomy places the organism in Eukaryota, Metazoa, Rotifera, Eurotatoria, Adinetida, Adinetidae.